AUGUCUUCUCACAAGACUUUCAGGAUCAAGGGAUUUCUAGCCAAGAAGCAAAAGCAGAAUCAUCCCAUUCCCCAAAGGAUUCAAAUGAAAACUGGUAAUAAAAUCAAGUACAACUCCAAGAGAAGACACUGGAGAAGAACCACGCUGGGUCUGUAA
Messenger RNA from Camelus dromedarius (Arabian camel), 156 nucleotides. Its product is annotated as large ribosomal subunit protein eL39-like. Gene Ontology annotation, biological process: translation. The record is from RefSeq and is a predicted model, not a curated record. Gene Ontology annotation, cellular component: ribosome; cytosolic large ribosomal subunit. Gene Ontology annotation, molecular function: structural constituent of ribosome. The coding region runs from base 1 to 156 and encodes 51 amino acids. NCBI's taxonomy places the organism in Eukaryota, Metazoa, Chordata, Mammalia, Artiodactyla, Camelidae. The transcript has a single exon.